AUGACAAGUAACCCUGAACUAAGUUUGAGGACCCCAAAAGCUACCAGUUUAUCCAGAUCAACUAGCUUCAAUAGAAAAGAAUUUAGAGAAAGAUUCCAAUUUGCAGCUAACAUUUAUAACUGUGAUGAAACGCGGUGUACGACUGUACAAGAGUGUCCUAAAGUAAUAGCGAGCAAGCAUGUGAGUCAAGUUGGACAGGUAACUUCGGCUGAACGUGGCAGUCUUGUGACAGUUUGUUUCGCUGUGAACGCUCUGGGAAAUGCUAUUCCAUCAUUUUUCAUAUUCCCUAGGGUUAAAUACAACGAAUCCUAUGUAGCUAGUGGACCACCAGUCUCGCAAGGUGACUCCUAUCCGAGUGGAUGGAUGACAACCAAGAGUUUGUCUCUCAUCACUCAUAAAUCGAGGCCAGACACAUUUAUCCUGAAACAUGUAAAAGGUACGAAAACACAUCGUCAAACCCAGAGACUUGCAACUGAAAUACAAGAUUUAUUGCAGAGCACAGCUGAAGAGCUUUCCACUCGGUAUCUUUUGAUACCAAGUGGAAAGCGCAGUAAAGAAUUAUCAUCUACAUGGAAAAUUCCCAGCAGAAAAUCGCGGAGUUAUUGUUGGACAGAAGAAGAAUAUGCAAAAGAUUCUAAUCUCAUAGUAUCAGCAGUUUACCAUGGGCUUUGCAACACGGAUUUCCCAACGGAAAGUAAUCAAGUUCGACUCAUGGCUGACGGUUGUUCCGGUCAGAACAAAAACUCUAUGAUGAUGGCAAUGCUUUCGAAAUGGCUCACAAAAGAUGCACUAGCUCACAUACGUUUGGUUGAAGUGACCUUUCCAGUAGUGGAUUACUCUUUUCUUCCACCAGAUAGUGUUUGCUUGUAUCGAAAAAGAGCUACAGAAAGUCGAAAAUAUAGUUAA
Pieris macdunnoughi is the source of this 906-nucleotide messenger RNA. The record is from the annotation of a GenBank genome assembly. NCBI's taxonomy places the organism in Eukaryota, Metazoa, Arthropoda, Insecta, Lepidoptera, Pieridae.